CGUCGACAUGGAGAAGAUAAACAGAGAAGUAGCUCCGUCCUUGUUUACCUCUGAAAUAGGCUUUUAAAUGUUCAUAAAACACAGCGUUUUAUGCCAUUUAUAUUGAAUUAAGUUAUAUUUUAUUGAAGCUACGUUCCCAGGGGAAAAGCUAAUGGUCGUGACAACAUGGAGAGUGGCCUGAGUCCCCAGGAUAAAAAAGACUUGGACAAGUUCAUUAAGUUCUUUGCCUUAAAGACUGUCCAGGUGAUUGUCCAAGCGCGGCUUGGAGAGAAGAUAUGCACUCGCUCGUCCUCAUCGCCUACUGGCUCUGAUUGGUUUAAUUUGGCCAUCAAAGACAUCCCAGAGGUGACUCAUGAAGCUAAAAAGGCGCUGGCUGGACAACUCCCAGGCAUCGGGCGCUCCAUGUGCGUCGAGAUCUCCCUGAAGACGUCAGAGGGGGACUCAAUGGAGUUGGAGACAUGGUGUCUGGAGAUGAAUGAGAAGUGUGAUAAGGACAUCAAGGUGUCGUACACAGUCUACAACCGUCUGUCUGUCCUUCUGAAGUCUCUGCUGGCCAUCACCAGAGUAACACCCGCCUACAAACUGUCCAGAAAGCAGGGACACGACUAUGUGAUAUUAUACAGGAUUUACUUCGGGGAAGUCCAGCUGAGUGGAUUAGGAGAAGGGUUUCAGACGGUGCGUGUCGGUGUUGUUGGCACACCUGUUGGCACGGUUACACUGUCAUGCGCUUACCGCACCAACCUGGCAUUCAUGUCCAACAGACAGUUUGAGAGGUCUGCUCCCAUCGUGGGGAUCAUCGUGGAUCACUUUGUGGAUCCACCUGGCAUCGGCCACCGUAAUGCAAACAUGGGACAUCCCUGCAACUACAGAGCUCUAGACGAUGAGGACGGAGGAUAUGUAGGAGUUCAGGAUUCCCAGGAGGUCUGCACCACCUCCUUCUCCACCUCCCCUCCCUCACAGUGUGUGUGUACACUGAGUCCCUCGCCCUGUAAACUGUAUAAGCCCCUCCCCCUGGACAGUCUGCCGCUUCCAUUGGCUCCUGGACUUGUCACUCACACUCUGUAUGCUUCCAGGUUUUCAUAUCACCCUCCAGCUGGAGCUGCUGAGCUGUGUCCCCCUGCUGCAAGCCAGGCGUUGCAUGCUGGGAAGGAGCACGGAGGAGUGGUAUUGGCUCCUGCUCAACCUCUUCAUGGAGCUGAUGCUCAUCUCACGGUAGAACAAGCUGCCAACACUCCUGGUGGCAGUGGUGAUGACGAUGGCCUGACGCACAGUGGAGAAAGAAGGAGGGAUGAAGGGCGGAGGAGCGUCUCUCCCUCUGACCCCGUGGAGUCGCUCAACGCCUUCACCAGGAAAAUUGGAGCCUUUGUCAAUAAACCCAACACACAGUUAACAGCAGCCAGUCUGGACCUGCCCUUUGCUGCAUUUGCUCCUCGGGGCCUGGACUUAGAGGAGAAUGAUCCCAUGGUGCAGCCUCCGGACUCGCCCCCCUGCCCCUCCCCUCUGCAGGCCAGCCUCCACUCUCAGGGCUCGGAGGGAUCGGGGCAGCAGGACGACUUCGUCAUGGUCGACUUUCGUCCAGCCUUCUCUAAAGACGACCUGCUGCCGAUGGAUCUGGGCACUUUCUACAGAGAGUUUCAAAACCCUCCGCAACUGGCCAGCCUCUCUCUUCACAUCAGCGCCCAGUCGAUGGCCGAUGACCUGGACUCACUGCCAGAGAAACUUGCCGUCUACGAGAAAAACAUCGACGAAUUUGACGCUUUUGUGGACAUGCUCCAAUAAAAGAGUGAAAAAGGAGGAAGACUACAUGUGGGAUGGUGGCAAAUGAAACUGACUGGAGACUCUGUAGUCAUUUGUCCUGUAGGAAUCUGACUAAAUCUCAAUAUUUCAAUGUGAAGCUCCUCCUUUCUGACACCUUCCUCUCUUACCUUCCUGUCAGGCACUUUCACGUCACUUGUACAGAUCACUGUAAAUAUUGUAUUAUCUCAACUGACACUGAAAUACACCUAUCUCUGAUCUGGUAGUGUUAAUUUAAACUAACAAUCGUUGUGUUCUAUGUGGAACAAAUCUGCUCAAAUCAUCAGUGUUUUAAUCAGGAUUUAAAAUCAAUUCUGUCACUUAGACAGCCAUGCAAUUCAAGGACAGACUGCCUGCACACAAUUCAUUCACCCUCCCUCCUGAACACUACUAGCCUCCGAAGGUUUCCCCUUCUUCAUGGUCCGAUCAUAACGCCGGGGGAGCGAUCAGUGGCUCUAGAAAUCAAACCGAUACUGUGUGGAAGAGUUUUCUUCAAAAGUGAAAUAUUGAGCUGGUCUUAGCAAAUACAUUGCACUUGUGGAGGAUAUUAGGAUGUCAUUUAGAAAUGUGAGAAGCCUGUUAUUCAUUUAGCCAGGUGUUCCAGCUGGUCUGGAGAUUGCCAAGGUCAAUGUUAGAAAACGGCCCCAAAUUGAAUUUAGAGAACGACCUGCUAUCCUUUAUAUGUACACACAAAAUGUUUCCAUGCUAAAGCAACUUGUCGGAACUUCACUCUCUUGCCAGUAUAGGCCGUACAUGUAUAUUCAAGUUUUUGUAAAAAAAUAGGUAAACACAUUUCCAUCUCUCUACAGAAGAGGCCGUGGUCACCAUCCAUGACUGAGUUAGGUUGAAAGCUUUAAUUUAAACUUUUUGCUGUUGGUAUAGAUGUCCUAAUAAAGCAUGGCUGCUCUGUGA
Molecule: messenger RNA, 2706 nt
Organism: Notothenia coriiceps (black rockcod)
Lineage: Eukaryota; Metazoa; Chordata; Actinopteri; Perciformes; Nototheniidae
Gene: atg13
Product: ATG13 autophagy related 13 homolog (S. cerevisiae)
Exons: 18
Coding region: 166-1779 (537 amino acids)
Biological process (GO): mitophagy; piecemeal microautophagy of the nucleus; autophagosome assembly
Cellular component (GO): phagophore assembly site; Atg1/ULK1 kinase complex; cytosol
Source: RefSeq, a predicted model, not a curated record